CAUAACCUCCCCUUCCAAGACUUGCCAGUUGCCAGUAUUUCGACCCCCAAAAAUUUCCUAGCGCAGAAGCAGCAAAACAUAUCUCUCUCUCUAUCUCAAGCAUGGUGUCGUUGGUACCGACUAUUGGGUCCACGAUUUCCCGCCUACCCUUUCUGCCCAAACCCUCGAUCUACUUUUCCUUCAGAGCCCUCAGAACAUCAAAACUGCCCUACAGAGAACUUACCCCCACACCAUCUCCACUCAGUUCCUCAUCGGCCGUACACUCGAUGUCGAACUCGGAUUCCCCAAAACCCAUCGCCGAAAACCCAUCAAACUUAUCCGAUAAUUUGGUCAUUUUGGGCAUUGAGACGAGCUGCGACGACACUGCUGCUGCUGUUGUUCGAAGUAAUGGGGAAAUUCUCAGCCAAGUUGUGUCGUCUCAGGCAGAUUUGCUUGCUCGAUAUGGAGGAGUUGCGCCUAAAAUGGCCGAAGAAGCACAUGCACAAGUGAUUGAUAAGGUAGUACAGGAAGCACUUGAUAAAGCUAAUGUAAAGGAGCUGGAUCUUUCUGCUGUUGCCGUCACAAUUGGACCUGGUUUAAGCCUUUGUCUACGUGUUGGUGUGCAGAAGGCUCGAAAAAUUGCUGGUUCUUUCAACUUACCAAUGGUUGGUGUCCAUCACAUGGAAGCUCAUGCUUUAGUAGCCAGGUUAACGGAACAAGAGUUGCAAUUUCCUUUUAUGGCCCUGCUUAUCUCAGGAGGACACAAUCUUCUAAUUCUUGCACGCGAUCUCGGCCAAUAUGUUCAGCUUGGGACAACGAUAGAUGAUGCAAUCGGUGAGGCAUAUGACAAGACAGCAAAAUGGCUUGGUCUUGAUUUGAGGAGGAGUGGAGGGCCUGCUGUAGAAGAGCUUGCUCGAGAAGGUGAUGCCGAAUCAGUAAAAUUCUCUGUUCCAAUGAAACAACAUAAAGAUUGCAACUUCUCAUAUGCUGGCCUGAAGACUCAAGUGAGGCUGGCAAUUGAAUCCAGAAAUGUUACUGAAAUUCCCAUUUCUUCAGCAAGUAGUGAAGACAGAAGUUCACGAGCUGAUAUUGCCGCCUCUUUCCAGCGAGUUGCAGUGUUACAUCUGGAGGAAAGGUGUGAACGAGCGGUUGAAUGGGCAUUGAAGAUUGAGCCCUCCAUUAAAUAUUUGGUAGUCUCUGGAGGUGUUGCAUCAAACCAGUAUGUGAGGGCUCGACUCAAUCAGGUUGUCAAGAAGAAGGGGCUGGAACUUGUGUGCCCUCCUCCUAGCCUUUGUACUGACAAUGGUGUAAUGAUUGCUUGGACGGGUAUUGAGCAUUUCCGUGUGGGAAGGUUUGAUCCACCACCUCCAGCUGAUGAAGCUGAAGAUAACAUACUUGAUUUGAGACCAAGAUGGCCACUUGGAGAGGAAUAUGCUGAAGGUAAAAGUGAAGCUCGGUCGCUGAAAACGGCCCGGAUUCAUCCAUCUCUUACAUCUAUGAUCCAAGCAUCUCUGCAACAACAAUCAUAGCCUGUAUCUCUACAAGGCUUCCAUUUGCUUUAGUCCAUGAUCUCAAAGGUAAAAGUAAUUUCUUUGGAUCACACGGUCUCUGUUGUGCUGGAAGUACUUCAGACUUCUUGGACGACAGAGAGACAUCGUUCAGUUCCAUCGUCGCACAAUGUUUAAAGAAACAAAAGAUUUUGUGAUUCCGAAGGAUCCAGCUACAGGAGAAGUAGGAACAGAGCUUUCCCACAGUGGAGAGUGAUAUUGCAUCAAGUGUUCAGAAGUGGUAUUAAGAAAAGUUAUUGCUCUAUCUCCACAUUGUAAGAUCAGCUGCAUGCGUUUUCUGUUCAGAGAGAGAGAUAUAGGAGGAGGAGGAGGAGAGUAUUGAGCCCUCAAAGUUGUAUAGUCUAUCAUUGUACAGUUUUGAGGAUAAUGGUAGUAAUCUGACCCCCUUUUUUUUGUUCUCUUGUUGUGAACUCAAAAAUAGUAGUCACACAAAAGGAAAGGGAUCCUUUCCGGUCCAUAAAAAUUGACAGGCAGUCCAGUUUGUUUUUA
Messenger RNA from Rhododendron vialii, 2036 nucleotides. RefSeq names its product probable tRNA N6-adenosine threonylcarbamoyltransferase, mitochondrial. Gene Ontology annotation, cellular component: mitochondrion. The transcript is spliced from 13 exons. The record is from RefSeq and is a predicted model, not a curated record. Bases 102 to 1508 code for a protein of 468 amino acids. Gene Ontology annotation, biological process: tRNA threonylcarbamoyladenosine modification. Lineage: Eukaryota; Viridiplantae; Streptophyta; Magnoliopsida; Ericales; Ericaceae.